UUUACAUUGGACACAACGGGGCGGGUGGUUAGACUAGUCGGCGCUGGGUUUUUCUUUGAAAUCUGUUCGCUGACACUACGAUUAAGGGCCGCUUGUGUUUCCAGAAAGCUGUUUAAAAGAAGAAGGAUAUACUCCCGAAGACGGUAAAAAAAAAUGGACGGUGGAGUAAGAGUCAUUACCAACCCCACGGUGGCUGUGCGACUGACGAGUCCUCUCCAGGAGUUCGAGGUGAACCGCAGGUUUAACAGAGGUAUCAGCAUUGCAGAAUUUAAGGGUAAAUUGGAGAUGGUUGUGGGAACUCCUGCUUCCUGCAUGGAGCUUGAGCUGUAUAGUAUCGGCGAUCAGUUCCUGCAGAAACUCGAUGACAAUGAAGCCCUUCUGGGUUCCUAUCCCGUGGAUGAUGACUGCAGAAUACACGUUAUUGACAGCAGUGGAGCUCAGAAAGGGGAGUUCAGCGACCUGUCGAAAGUGGAGAAGUUUGAAAUCUCAGACGAUGCAUAUGAGAAGAGAACAGACUCAGUAAGGUCAUUUUUGAAGAAGCAGCGUGUUGGCCGGUUCAAUGAAGAGGAAACAGCAAAAAAAGAAGCCGAGCUCGCCGCUCGCGAGGCUGAGGACAAGGCCGCGGCUGAUGCUAUGGCUAUCGGCAGCCGUUGCCAAGUUCAAGUCUCUGGGCAACCCACCAAGGUUGGCACAGUUAUGUAUGCUGGAACAACAGAUUUCAAACCAGGCUAUUGGGUCGGUGUGAAAUAUGAUGAGCCCCUGGGGAAAAAUAACGGAAGUGUUAACGGGAAGAAGUACUUUGAAUGCGAGAACAACUACGGCGCAUUUGUGAAGCCCCUGUGUGUGACUGUAGGAGACUUCCCCGAGGAGGAUUAUGGCUUAGAUGAGAUGUAAAAUUUGGCUGUCACUCGAGUCAAGAAGGGCGAGAAUUUUUUCGGCCUUUAAAUUUCAGCAAUGACCUCCACUGUUCUCCAUCUACUGACCGCAGAGAGGGAGUGGCCAGUCAUUGCAAUCGAUUUCAUUGUUUGUGUUUGUCCUAGUCAGAAAGGUAUGGGCUUGAUUCCAGCUAGACAAAAUGCAACAGCUAGAGCUGGUUGAGAAAUUAUUUUAGCCUUAAAUAAAACUCGGGCAUACCAACACAACAAGAUCAAAUAAGCGUUUGGGUGGUGCAUCACUUGUUGUGUUGGAUGUGUGGGCAGAAGUAGAACGCAGAAGGAUCGCAAACGCCAGCUUCUACCAGCAAAGUUUGAUAAAGCCAAGGUUUGGGUUGUUAGUUCAUUUUUUCUUUGCUGUAUGCGAAUUCAGUAUCAUUAAGGUUCGGAGCGAUCAUUCAACUCUUAACACUCGUUUUCAGUUUCUGGCACUUUCUUUUGAAAUACUUACAGUAGUGCGCCAAGCUCAGUUCACAUGGCCGUACUAAAGCCAUCUUGUCUAUUUUGGAUUUACUUCUUGCAUCUUAUCAAUCGAUCAGUUUUGACACUUUGGGUACCAGCUUUAUCUUUUCACUCGACUGAGCUGUUGUCACUCUGUACAAAGACGAUUGUAUAUAAUCAUUAAAUAUAAUGCUAGCUAGACAUGUAUAGUUUUUGUAAUAAAAGAUACUGUAAAUGUGUUUAAAAUGUGGCUAGAAGGUAUGUUUUGGCUGUGACAACUCAACUGUUUAACAAGUAUAAAAGUAACUGCCUUGAAAAUGUGAGAACAUUCACAUUAAUGUUUCUUAUUUUGUUGUGUUUGUUGAAUGACCAACCCUGUGCAGAUCUAUUUUUGGUAGGUAUUCAGUAGUAAGAUGCUAGUGGCCUCGUCUGAUGAAAUUCACUCUGCCUUUUAACUCGUGACAGAGAUUUGGUCCCCUGCCACAGACUGGUGUGUGUAACCACGAAUCUCACUGCUUUCUGUGAGCAUUUGUUGGUUUUCGAGUGAUCGGUUGGAGCUUGAUAGUUGGGAACUUGAUUUUUGAGAGGGGAAAUUGUAUCCCUGAAAUCUAUGUUUGCUUCCCUUAUUGCAACAGAAGUAAAGCUGACUGACGUGAAGCAUCGCUUUUAUCAGAAUGCACUCAUGAUGUCCUUUCCACCACAAACUAUAUGUAGAAAUGACCGUCUUACAUGUAUAACAAAAAUCACUUCAAUGGCGGACAAAGUUAAAUCCUGUGAUCUCAGUUAAGCUGUAAUUCCUCAGCACUGUUCAGACGUUCCACUCGCCACCCAAUAAACUCUCUGCCUUGGUUACGUAACAGCUUUUCACAAUGCACUUUUCCCAAUGGAUUACAUGUCUCAUUUGUGUGUCAUGCUGUAUCUGUAACCAUUUCCAACUGAUUAACUCAUUAAAGCUACUAACAGUUUC
Lampris incognitus (smalleye Pacific opah) is the source of this 2340-nucleotide messenger RNA. It is a transcript of the gene tbcb, whose product is annotated as tubulin folding cofactor B. Lineage: Eukaryota; Metazoa; Chordata; Actinopteri; Lampriformes; Lampridae. Gene Ontology annotation, cellular component: cytoplasm; microtubule plus-end; nucleus. The transcript has 7 exons. Gene Ontology annotation, biological process: cytoplasmic microtubule organization; tubulin complex assembly; post-chaperonin tubulin folding pathway. Bases 154 to 894 code for a protein of 246 amino acids. Gene Ontology annotation, molecular function: alpha-tubulin binding; microtubule plus-end binding. The record is from RefSeq and is a predicted model, not a curated record.